Molecule: messenger RNA, 615 nt
Organism: Insectozyma verbasci
Lineage: Eukaryota; Fungi; Ascomycota; Pichiomycetes; Serinales; Debaryomycetaceae
Source: the annotation of a GenBank genome assembly
AUGUUGAUACUAUUCUUCUUAACAACGGUAUUAGCUCAGAUUAAACCAGAUGGUGUUAAAUGGCAAGAUUGGCAUAUGUUACAAGAACAUGGUAUAGAACAAUAUGAUGCUAAAUUAUUUUUCAAUCUUCAUGAUUUAGAUGGUAAUGGUAAAUGGGAUAGAAAUGAUAUUUUAAAUCUUUAUGGUUUAGUUCACUCUACAAUUAUUGGUGAUGGUUCCGGUAUGGGAUCAAGUAAUAUAAAAGUUACUAGUGAUCUACAAGAUGAUGUUGUUAAUAAAUUUUUUGAAAUAUUUGAUAAUAAUAAUGAUCAAACAAUUACAAUUGAUGAAUUUGAAUCAUUUCAUAAUCAAGGUAAUGAAUUACCAGAUUUUGGUUAUGGAUCUGGACAUCAUUUGAAUUUUGAAGAUGAAUACGAAGAACAUCAUUGGAAUGAAUAUCAUAAAGAUCAAGAUCCGGAUGUUUUAAUUAAACAUAAAGAAGAUAUUGAACAUGAAUUAUUACAUCAUAAACAAGAAAUGGAAGAUAGUCAUGAAUUAUCAAAUGUAAGAGAUUAUACAAAACAAUUUUUAUCAAAUAUAAGAUUAAAUAAUUUAUGUAGUAAAUAUUUAAUUUAA